AUGGCCAUGGCCCCACGAAAAGGCACGCGACGGGCGUGUGACCCUUGCUCAGUCAGAAAAGUGCGCUGCGAUGGCAACCAGCCCUGUGCAAGGUGCGAGGCCGCCAAGUGGGACUGCACCUAUCUCAAGACGCAUGGAAAGAGCGGCCCCAAGGGACCGCGGCGGACCACUGAAGCCGCCAUCAGGAGGCUGCAAGAACGCAGUAAGACUGGCUAUGACAGAUCCAGGAGCGCCAGUGAGACCAGCCUCGAUACCGGCAGUCCCGUUGACGAGCUGCCGUACAUCUCUCCAAUGCCUCCCCUCGGCGAGCCCGGCACGUAUUCCAAUGGAUGGCCUGACGUUAUGAGUCCCACACUCUCCAGCACUCCCCAGGAACUCCAGAGAAUACCCGUGGCCUGUCUCUCGCAGUAUCUCGAAAUCUACCAGGCACGUGGCUAUGGCAUAUGGCCAGUUGUUGAUGCUGAAACACUGACUGCACGACUCCUUACCCACCCCAACGAUGUAGAGGCCUACGCACUGGCCACUGCCAUAUGCGCCGCUAUUGUAAGCCAGUUCUCCAUUGACGUUGAGCCGGGAAGUCCGGUCGAAGGCCCUUAUCGCGUCUCAAGCAGCGUCUUCGAGUCUGAGGCAAGAAGAGCCAGAGAUGAAUCCGAUCAUCUGGAAAACAUCACCAUGUCGUCUCUUCUGAGCAGUUUCUUCUUGCAUGUCUACUCUGCCAACGUUGGCCGAAUGAAUGCUUCAACCGUCCUGCUUGGAGAGGCUAUUUUCAAAGCUCAUGUCCUUGGCCUACACAACCCAACUCACUACCAGGUCAUGAAUCCAGAGCAAACACAGUGUGCUUUACGCGUCUACUGGCUCCUCUUCAUCACCGAGCGUGCUCAUUCCUUGCAGCACGAUGUCCCGACGACACUCAAACGUUCGCCAGAUCUUCCGAGUCUUCAAGACUUGCGCGAUGGAUCUGUCACGCCUGCAUUCGUCCAGCUCUGUCGACUUUUCAACAUUCUUGAUGUCACAAUAACUGCGGAUGCUACUAGUGCUCGUCGAGCACUCGCUGUAGCUCAGCAGCAACUGAGCAGCGAUGAAGAUCCCCGCAGUCUCGAAAAUGAACUCCAGCGUGCUGAUAUCACAAUGACACAACAGUGGAUGCGCAUCUUCCUGUGGCAGCAUGCGCUCAAUGUUACCAACCUAAGCAGUCAGCCAAGUCAGGACGAAGAGUUUUCGUUUCGUUUCCCUGCCAGGGUGGCACAAAACGUGCUCAACAAUUUAAGCAGUCUUUCGCGCGAAAGUGUAGAGGCGCAUGGGCCCGGCAUGGAGUCCAAGCUUUUCGACGUAGCAAACUCACUUGCUGAUGUUAUGAUGAUCAUGCCGUCGCUAAACCAUGAGUCGUACUUCGAUGUUGGUCCUAGAGAUCUCAUGCAUUCGCUUUCUCAAGUGCUCGCUGGCUUCCGAGGCGGCAAUCCCGCCGUCAUAAGUAUACUACAAGAGAAGCUCACUGCACUUGGGCUCAGUGUUGGGUCUCCACAAAGGUUACUGGAACUCUCUUCGCCCGAGGAAGAGCAGGACGAGUACCAUUCUAGACCCAUGCGCGGCUCGUCACCAUAUGGACCACCUGCAAACGACCCUCCGAUAAUGUCGCCUCUUCCACCCCCUAUGAGCAUGAACGGUAGAUAUUGA
Bipolaris maydis ATCC 48331 is the source of this 1674-nucleotide messenger RNA. RefSeq lists its product as uncharacterized. Lineage: Eukaryota; Fungi; Ascomycota; Dothideomycetes; Pleosporales; Pleosporaceae. Gene Ontology annotation, molecular function: DNA-binding transcription factor activity, RNA polymerase II-specific; zinc ion binding. The record is from RefSeq and is a predicted model, not a curated record. Gene Ontology annotation, biological process: regulation of DNA-templated transcription.